Messenger RNA from Solanum tuberosum (potato), 1125 nucleotides. RefSeq lists its product as uncharacterized. The transcript has 4 exons. NCBI's taxonomy places the organism in Eukaryota, Viridiplantae, Streptophyta, Magnoliopsida, Solanales, Solanaceae. The record is from RefSeq and is a predicted model, not a curated record. Bases 325 to 729 code for a protein of 134 amino acids.
UGUUUGUAAUAAAUACAGUGGAAUUAUGCCCAAAACGCUCUGUUUUAAUUUUCAGUUUAGUGACUUCAACCUCAUUGAUUUCAUGCUCAAACGCCCACUAAACACUUAGGCAAACUGUGUGCGGGUAAAAAAUAGUAUAUUCGUAUAAAUCCCAAAAAGUAGCAGGAAAUUACACUGAAUGAUCCUGCAAAUGAAUGGAUCUUGAAAUUAUAAGGCCCAUGUUGUAUAUCAUAGGCCCAUUUCUGUCUCUGGACCCCAAAGUCCCGAAUAAAUUGCCACACUGCGAAACGGGUCAGGGUCAGGGUCGGGUUUCGAGCUGGUUCCAUGGAAGAGGACGACGGGAGGAGAGAAGCUGCCAUCGCAUCAGCACCAUCUCUACAACCCAAUUUCACCAAUAAAAAUGGUGUCAACCAUGCUCAAAUUUCCAAAUUUCAAGAGUUGCAUCAAAGACGCUUAAAAAUAAAAGCAAAAUCUAAGGUCAAGGAUAAAUCAAAAGGAACUCUUGUCUCCACUAAAAAGUAUAAUGGUGAAGAUGUCAAUGCUAAAAGCAAGGAAAUCAUGGAUGGAAAAUCAAUAGAAACAGCUAAAGAUCCGAGAAUUACUUUGUCAAUAAGCAGUACAACGGAUCUUUCAUCCUCUCAAGAAGACAACACACUGUCAAGAAAGCGGCAGAAGUUGCAUUGGGGGCUCGACACCAAGGAGAGAUGGGAAAGGAAAUCCAAUAUGUAGAGUAAUCAGCAUCUGAAUAUGGAAUGCUGCUACCUUGCUAGACAGCUCCAAGGAAGGCAGCGUCUUUGAUCUACAAGUCAUCAUAAUUGAUCUAUUAUGAAUUGAGAUGAUGUCUGACUAAAUCAUCUAAGCUUGUAAUCCCAAGCUUAAGAGUGAAGAUGUACAUUGAUUCCCAGGUUUAUGAGGAGAUGGGAACUAAGCCUCAGCUAAGGGUAGCUGCUAAAUAACUUGAUUCUUAUAGGCUUGGCCCUUUUACUUGUAAAUGCACUUGUUUCAUUUGUGAAGUAAUACUAAUUUUUUUUCUUGCAAGAAGGAAAAAAGAACAUGUAGUUUAGAAAUUACAGCAAAGGAGACGAGUUUGUUAAAUGUCAUGGCUAAAAGCAUAUUUUUUCUCCA